CUGGGGGUGAGUUGCGGGCUGGCUGACGUUAGCGCAGCCCGAGCACGGCGGUGAGUGAACUGUUUUGUCAACGGGGGCGAUUGACCUGCCUUCCCCCGGCCCCCACAGCACCGCCUGUCCCAAGGCGGCUGCAUUGUUUUGUAACUAGAGAGGGACGGACACUGGCCUGGUACCCACUGCUCCUUUCAGUAAAUUCUCUUUUGGGGGUGGGCUCUGUUCAGGGCGGCAUGGUGCUCUGGGCAUCCAUCUGCUAUGCUAAUGAGCUGUGCUGCAGUCCAGUGAGCGACCUCAGUGGGCCUAAGGCAGGGCUACUCAACUUGGAAGCCCCGGGGGCCACAACUUAAGUGUGGUUGCAUAUACAUGCAAAUAUAUAUGCAAAUAGCAUCUUUCACACUGAUGGGCAUGAAUACAAAGAUUAAGGCAAGACUGCACAACACACAGGUCAGGUCCCGUUUAAGUUAGGUUUGCCAAAAUUAAUAAAAUGCAAUAUUUAACUCAUUACCACCGGUAUGACAGAAGUUUUAAUGAGCAAUGACAGUUCAGGAAUUUAACUACUAAAACGCUUAUCAACAGAAGACCAUUCUAUUGCCUACUUUUUUGUUUUGGCUUCCACCCACAGGCUACGUAUUGAGUCCUGCGUAAAUCCAAACUGCACCACUGGCUGCAAACAAAUGGGCCAUGGGCCGCGUGUUGAGUAGCCCUGACCUAAGGGAGUAUGGUGUUUGUGUGACAAUACUGCCUGGAGCUUGCUGGACUUGUUUCUCCCAGGGGAGCAGCUGUGCAGAUAGGCCACCCAGGGAGAGCUGAGCUGUGCUCUGCUCUGCAUGGUGGUCCUUUCACUAUUUCUCUUACCUUCAUUUUCUGUGCUCUGUUCCUUCCUGGGCAGGAUGAGCAUGUUCUGACAUGGCAUUGCAGUGCAAAACUCAGACUCUUCAAGUGGUAGACACUGAAUACAGUGCAGAUGCUGUGGAGUGGUGUCCUGUGGAAGGCUGGCACAGUAUUCUGGUUUGUGGCACUUACCAGCUAAAGAAACCAGAUAGAAAGCCUGGUGCAAACCCCAGUGAGAGUGAUGAGCCCCACACGCGGCUUGGGCGCCUCUAUCUGUAUCACUACAGCGAAGAGCAGCCCUUCAUCCCACUGACUGAAAUUCAAAGGAUUGAGACUGCUGCCAUUCUAGACUUGAAAUGGUGCCAUAUUCCUGUCGCAGAACAUCCCAUGUUGGGCAUUGCAAAUGCCAAGGGAGCUGUGGAGCUUUGCCACCUGACUGGGAGUGAGAAGAACAGCUGCGUGUUGGAUCCACUCUGCAGUGUUGAUUUGGGAGCACAAUGUAUUGCCUUGUCUCUGGACUGGUCCACCAGACGGGAGCAAUGUGGGCGCCCACUGAGAAUAAUCAGCAGUGAUUCAAAGGGGAAGCUGAAUCUACUGUCAGUCGAUGAGUCUGCUCCUUCUGUGCACAUCCUCAGCCAGUGGAAGGCUCACAACUUUGAGGCCUGGAUUGCUGCUUUUAAUUACUGGGACACAAACAUUGUGUAUUCAGGUGGAGAUGACUGUAUGUUGAGGGGCUGGGACAUCAGGUGCAACCCAGAAAUGCCUAUCUUCACCAGUGAGAGACAUUCAAUGGGUGUGUGCAGCAUUCAAUGCAAUCCACACCGAGAGUUUCUUCUGGCAACAGGAAGGUGUGUGUGUGUUUCCAGCUAUGAUGAACACGUCUUGCUGUGGGACACCAGGAAUAUGAAACAGCCAUUGGCAGACACCCAUGUCCAAGGAGGAGUUUGGAGACUGAAGUGGCAUCCGACACAUGAACACUUGCUGUUGGCUGCUUGCAUGCAUAAUGGAUUCAAAAUCCUUGACUGCCAAGGAAGUAUGGCAGAAAACACUGAGGAAUGUACUGUUGUGUCAUCCUACAUCUUGCAUAACUCCUUGGCUUAUGGAGCUGAUUGGUCAAGACUCUCCCCAAAGGAUCCCCUGGCUGUAAAACAGGACCCAUUUUCUGCACUUGACUCGUCUGAAGGACCAGUGGCAAGUUCAGAUCAAGGAGACAAGAAACUGGAUCUGCAAAUCCAGAACCUGAAGAUAGUUUAUGAAUCUCCUACAGCUAGCUUUGAUGUAGUGUUAGAUGAGGAGGGUGAAGGCGCUGCCUCACAGGUCAGGCCAAAGAGUGGCUCUGACCCACCUUCUCAGCAUCCUGAUGGAAAAGGGUUGGACAACAAGAGUGAUCAAACUGAAUUAGCAAAGGCUGAGAGAAAAGUCAGCAUCCUAGCAACGUGUUCAUUUUAUGAUAACAUCCUACAUGUUUGGAAAUGGGAAAUAAGUCAAAUCAACCCUUCAGAGUAAAAUGUUAAAUAUUAUUCUGUCUGAAAACACACUUUCACUUGAACAGCCUUGAAAAGUUCAUCUCUCUCUCUCUCUUUCAAAUGCCCCAGAGGGAAGGUAUAGGAGAUUUUUUUUUGUACAGGCAGUCCCCGGGUUACGUACAAGAUAGGGACUGUAG
This is a messenger RNA of Pelodiscus sinensis (Chinese soft-shelled turtle), 2491 nucleotides long. The record is from RefSeq and is a predicted model, not a curated record. Lineage: Eukaryota; Metazoa; Chordata; Testudines; Trionychidae.